AAUGAAUAUUCCAAGUCCGCUAGCUUCCACAUUCCCGCGAAGUAAACGACGGUGCCGGUGGUUGGCGCCGUACGCAACUUCCAUCCAUCGCCAUCUCCCUGAAGCGACGUCGCAUCGAUCACACCGUUCUCUCUCUACCUCACAGUCGUAGCUUCCAAGGUCCAUGGCAUCUUCUUCAGACUCAUGGGUGAAGGAAUACAAUGAAGCAGUGAAACUUGCUGAUGAUAUCAGCACCAUGAUUUCCGAGCGGAGUUCGUCUGUGGAAUCUGGACCGGAAGCCCAACGUCAUUCAUCUGCUAUAAGAAGGAAGAUCACAAUAUUAGGGACCAGGCUUGAUAGCUUGCAAUCCCUUUUGUCAAAGCUUCCAGCUGGGAAGCAGCCUGUAUCUGAGAAGGAGCUGAAUCGUCGCAAGGACAUGCUUGCAAGUUUGAGAUCAAGAGUUAACGAGAUGGCUUCCACGUUGAGCAUGCCAAAUUUUUCCAACAGGGAUAGUUUGUUUGGGCCAGAAAUAAAGCCAGAUGCAAUGAGUAGGACCAAUGGCCUGGACAACAAAGGAGUUAUUGGACUUCAACGACAAAUUAUGAAAGAACAAGAUGAGGGCCUUGAGAAAUUGGAGGAAAGUGUAACAAGCACAAAACAUAUUGCAUUAGCUGUGAAUGAAGAGCUGGAUCUACACACGAGUCUCAUUGAUGACUUGGACCAACAUGUAGAUGUCACAGAUUCUCGGCUUAGGCGUGUGCAGAAGAACUUGGCAGUUUUAAAUAAACGAACCAACGGUGGUUGCUCCUGCUUGUGCAUGCUUUUAUCAGUGAUUGGCAUAGUGGUUUUGGUUGUUGUCAUUGGGCUGUUGGUCAAAUAUCUGUAAUGAUAAAAUGCCUAACUCGUCAAGCUUCUGUUUUUGUCUACGUCUCUGUAUGUAUGCACUGAAACAUCAUAACCUAGUUUCCUGAUUUCUCUUGGUGCUUUGUCAAUGGCGUGCAAUUUGUUGAGUUUGUAAUGUAAUGGACAUGUGUAAGUGUUUAUAUGGUGUGUUUGACUCUUAUAUGUAGUGUAAUGAAAGGCUUUGUAUGUACAUGGAAAAAAUGGAAGGCUUUGUAUUGUAA
This is a messenger RNA of Lotus japonicus, 1103 nucleotides long. RefSeq names its product syntaxin-52-like. The transcript has 6 exons. The coding region runs from base 164 to 865 and encodes 233 amino acids. Gene Ontology annotation, cellular component: SNARE complex; endomembrane system. Gene Ontology annotation, molecular function: SNARE binding; SNAP receptor activity. Gene Ontology annotation, biological process: intracellular protein transport; vesicle fusion. The record is from RefSeq and is a predicted model, not a curated record. NCBI's taxonomy places the organism in Eukaryota, Viridiplantae, Streptophyta, Magnoliopsida, Fabales, Fabaceae.